Messenger RNA from Plasmodium relictum, 1122 nucleotides. RefSeq names its product conserved Plasmodium protein, unknown function. Lineage: Eukaryota; Apicomplexa; Aconoidasida; Haemosporida; Plasmodiidae. Bases 1 to 1122 code for a protein of 373 amino acids. The transcript has a single exon. The record is from RefSeq and is a predicted model, not a curated record.
AUGAAUAAUUUAUAUAGAAGAUUUUUUUUUCGUUCAAAUAUAUUAAAUAAAAAUAUUUUAUACCGAAGAGAUGUUAUAAUAAAUAAUAAUUAUAUUUAUGUGAGAAAGAGAAGUUUCUUUUUUAAAACUCAAAAAAGCAAUAUAAUAAAAAAUGAAAUUGAUGAAAUUUUGAAGAAUGAAAAUGCGAUUUUCCUAGAUGAACAAAAAGGAAGCUUAAACUUAAAAGACGAGGAGGAAGAAGAAAAAAAAAAAGAGGAAGAGAGGAAAAAAAAAUUUAUACACAAAAAAGGAAAAUUUAAAAGAUUAAUUAUAUUUAUAAGUUUUCAAAGUGUGCCAAUAAUUGGCUUAAUGUAUUUAUUUAAAUAUUUAGAAGAUGUGAAAUUAUCGGAGUUAAAUUAUUCAUUUAAUUCGUCAGAAGAUAUCAUUAAUGAAACUAUAGAAUUGAUUAAUGGUUCUUCUAAAUGUUUUUGUAUAUACUUGAAUAAAAAUCAAAUUAAUACAUUUUAUAUUGAACCCCUUAGCCCUGAAGAAUCUGAAAUAAAUUAUGAGAUAAAAUUAGAGCGUGAAAAUAAUUAUUUCGAUAAAGAAAAUCAAAAUAACGUAACAGAUAAAGAUCAAAAAGAAAAUGAUAAAAAUAAUUUUAGUGAAAAUACUUUAAGAAAAAAAAAUAGACUUCUUAAUGAAAAAAAUGAAGAAAAUAUUAAAAAAUUGUUAUAUUCAUUGAAUAAACCUAUAAUGCAAAAAGUUAUGGGUUCAAAAAGUUCAAUGGGGUUACCUUUAAAUUAUUUAUAUUUUAGUAUUUCAAAAAACUCAGAUAUACAUAAUUUUUUAAAAACUAAAAAAAGCGAUAUCACCUUAUUAUAUUCGGAUGAUAAAAAAAAUGUUUAUGCUACAUUAUCUGGAAAUGCUUCUAUAAUAGAAAAUGAAGAAAUCAAAAAUAUAAUGUGGUCUGAUAAAUGGUCAUACAUUAUACCAGAUGAAUAUAAAGAAAAUUAUAUUUUAGUUAAAUUUACUCCAUCUAUAGUAUCAUUAAAAACUAUAGGUUUAAAAGAUGAUCAUUGGAAAAGUAAUAUUGUUAAAAGGUCAAUUAUUAAUGAUAACAUGUCUUGGGUGAAAAUUUAA